Plutella xylostella (diamondback moth) is the source of this 4316-nucleotide messenger RNA. It is a transcript of the gene Acsl, whose product is annotated as Acyl-CoA synthetase long-chain. Gene Ontology annotation, biological process: neuron differentiation; long-chain fatty-acyl-CoA metabolic process; long-chain fatty acid metabolic process. NCBI's taxonomy places the organism in Eukaryota, Metazoa, Arthropoda, Insecta, Lepidoptera, Plutellidae. Gene Ontology annotation, molecular function: palmitoyl-CoA ligase activity. The record is from RefSeq and is a predicted model, not a curated record. Gene Ontology annotation, cellular component: endoplasmic reticulum; lipid droplet; plasma membrane.
UUAAUUGUUUUAUAAUCAAGAUUAAUAUUGAAUUUAUCUAUAGGUCAGCAGUAAGUACAAGCUAGAUAACACGAGGAUCCGGUUUACUGUAACUGGCGAGUGUUGUGGUUUAUGAUUUUAUUUGUAUGUAUGUUCCGAUAUUUAGACGCCGUAAAUCAGUUUUAUCAGCCGAUCCGUAAAUAGCCGUUUGUAAAGCAAUCUUGUUGUAAUCAGUUAGCCACCUCCGAGACGGCUAUGGAAGACCGGGGUAUCGGAACACCUCACCGAUAACCGAUAAUGCUCGUAUAAAUGUUAUCGGCAGAGCUGUGACCUUAUCACUAGGACCGCUUCUAUCAGAGUGAGCGUUUGUGAGCAGUGUCGGUGUGUUUUCUUAAUUUUCUUUUGUGCCAGUGUUUUGAAUCUGGAAUGGCGCGGAACCAGCCGGAGUCGUGGUGGGUGUCGGCGGCGCUGCGGGCGGUGCGCGCGCUGGCGCUGGUGCUGGACGUGCUCACGUUCCCCGCGCACCUGGCGCUGCAGCGGCCGUGGAGCAAGCGCGCGCUCUCCCGCCGCAUCAAGGCGCGCAUAAUCCAGUCAUCCGACAGCAGCAUAACAGUCCGUUCGAUCGCGGAGCCGUGCGCGUUGCACGUGCGUCUUGUCCGCGACGGCGUGACGUCCAUGGAGGCCAUGCUGCGCGCGGUGGCGGCGAGGUGGGGCAGCCGGCCCUGCCUCGGGACUAGGACUGUGUUGAGUGAGGAGGACGAGCCGCAGCCUAAUGGGAGGGUGUUUAAGAAGUUCAACAUGGGCGAGUACGUGUGGCGCUCCUACGCCGACACGGAGCGCGAGGCCCUACAACUGUCUCGCGGGCUGCGCGAGGCCGGAGUGCCCCCCCGGCAGAGCGUCGUCAUGUUCGCCGAGACGCGCGCCGAGUGGAUGAUCGCCGCGCACGCCUGCUUCAAGCAGAGCAUCCCCGUGGUAACAAUCUACGCGACGCUGGGCGACGAGGCGAUCGCGCACGGCAUCAACGAGACGGAGGUGGGCACCGUCAUCACCACACACGACCUGCUGCCCAAGUUCCGCAAGAUACUCGCAAACACGCCCAAGGUGACAACAAUCAUCUACAUGGAGGACCAGCUGAAGACCACGGACACCACCGGCUUCAAGGAGGGCGUGCGCAUCCUGGCUUACAAGGAGGUGCUCAAGAUGGGACAGAACUCCAAGUUCGAGCCCGUCCCCCCCUCCCCCGACGACAUCGCGAUCAUCAUGUACACAUCAGGCUCGACGGGCGUGCCCAAGGGCGUCCAACUGUCGCACCGCAACAUGCUGGCCACGCUCAAGUCCUUCGCGGACGCCGUGCCGAUACGUGACGGGGAUUUGCUGAUGGGCUUCCUGCCGCUCGCGCACGUGUUCGAGUUGCUGGCCGAGACGCUGUGCCUGCUGGCCGGUGUCCCGAUCGGCUACUCCACCCCACUGACCAUGCUGGACUCUUCCUCCAAGAUCAUGAAGGGCACCAAGGGAGACGCCACCAUCCUGCGACCCACCUGCAUCACCACCGUACCGUUGAUAAUGGACCGCAUCUGCAAGGGCAUCACGGACAAGGUGACCCGCAGCGGCCCGCUGGCCAGCGCCUUCUUCAAGUGGGCCUACACGUACAAGGAGACCUGGAUGCGUAGGGGUUACGACACGCCGUUCUUGAACAGAUUCAUAUUCGCCAAGAUCUCGUCCUUACUCGGCGGCAACAUCCGGCUGAUGAUCAGCGGCGGCGCGCCGCUGUCGCCCGACACCCACACACAGAUCCGCAUCUGUCUGUCGUGUGACGUCAUCGCCGGCUACGGACUCACCGAGACCACCUCCGCCGCCACCGUCAUGGACGCGCACGACAGGUCGACUGGCCGCGUGGGCGCCCCCACUACCGGCACGGACAUCAAGCUAGUGAACUGGGAGGAAGGAAACUACCGCGUCACCAACAAACCAUUCCCACAGGGCGAGGUAGUAAUCGGCGGCGACAGCGUGGCGGAGGGCUACUACAAGAACCCGGAGAAGACUCGCGAGGAGUUCCUCGAGGCCGACGGCCGCCGCUGGUUCCGCAGCGGGGAUAUAGCUGAGCUGCAUCAUGACGGCUGCUUGAAGAUAAUCGACCGCAAGAAGGACCUGGUGAAGCUGCAGGCCGGCGAGUACGUGUCGCUGGGCAAGGUGGAGGCGGAGCUGAAGACGUGCCCCGUGGUCGAGAACAUCUGCGUGUACGGGGACAGCAGCAAGAACCACACCGUGGCGCUGCUCGUGCCCAACCCGCAGCACCUGAGCGACUUGGCGGCGCGCGUGGGCGUGGCGGGGCUGAGCUUCGAGCAGCUCUGCGAGAGCGAGGCCGUCGAGAAGGCCGUCGUCAAGGAGCUGGCUGAUCACGCGCGCAAGUGUGGCCUAGAAAGGUUCGAGGUGCCGACGGCGGUGAAGCUGUGCACGGAGGUGUGGUCGCCCGACAUGGGGCUGGUGACGGCCGCCUUCAAGAUCAAGCGGAAAGACAUCCAGGACCGCUACAAGGAGGACAUCAAGCGCAUGUACGCCUCGUGAGGAUGCGUCAAGUACUAGCGGCCGACGACGGGUUAACUGAUCAUGCAGAUGUGUUCGGACUAUCUUGUCUGUGUAAGGCAGGCUAGUUCGUUUAGUUUUUUAACUUCUACAUCAUGUACUUUGGGAGAAUUUUGCCUAGAAUUUGUUCAUUGGUGUUUCAAGUUUUCAACGUUAACUCUACAUAUAGUAACAUAUAGCAUAGCAAACUAACUGGCAUCUGUGUGUCGAACUGUGAACCCCGUCUGCCGCAGAAUGAACGUCGCCAAUGGUCGCAGCCACAGUGUAAAUGUAGGUAUUAUGGAAUGUAGAUUUAUAUUUUGUAAAUUAUUUAUGAACGGAAUACCUAAUGUUCUCUGAAACUUGUCGUUUAAAUUAGAAUACUGAGAUUAGGCCUGAGAGAUGAAGUUUUAUAGGUAUAUUUGUAUAUUGAGCACAUCACAGUUAGACAUGUAACCCUGUUAUUCGAUUACGUACUUUGUAUGCCAAACAAAAAAAUACUACUUCAUUAUCAGAUAUUCAGUCAAAUAUUAAAAUCUUUUGAGCUAAAUAGCGUGUAUUUAAAAUAGCAUUUUUAAAUAAAUUCGAAAUCAUUAUAAAUUGGUGUUUGUAAAUAUUUGUCUAAAAUUAUUAGUUAGUAAUUGAAUUGAGCGGAAGUGUGAGUGAGUGCGUGAGUACUGAGUACAUUGUGUAGUACUGAGUACAAGUCUGUCUAGAACCGAGCGUCAGUCUCUUGUGCUCAUCACGAGAUUCUUAUUUUAAUUGAAUGUUUUAAAAUAAAACUAGAGAUCUGAUUACAUCGAUGCGUUGCGGUUUUUAUUUUAUUAAUUGAUGAGGUUUGGGAUGUAUCGUAGAUAUUGACCUCUAGGUGUCUGCAGAAUAGUCGUUCAGAACAAUUUAAUCUGUCCUAUGGAACUUAAUACCAAUGAAGUUUACUUAUUAUUGUAGAAGUUAUCUGUUCGCCGCCGGUCGGUGGCCGCGGCGCGUGCACAUUAUGUAAAAUCGAGUUUUAGUUUCAAAACGCGUUUUAUUUGUGUAAACAGAGCCUUGUUAGCCUAUGUAAUUUUAUUUAGUAACUUUCACAGGACGGAAACGGCAUAAGUUAAUUGUUUUCUAGUACUUAGGGGGGUCGGGGUAAACCACUAUUUUAUAUAAUUUUGUAUUAGUGAAAUGCAAUAAAUAGAAUUGUCAAUUUCGUUUGUGAAAUUACGCAUUUGAUGCGGCGCAGUGCAUGCAUAAUUGAUUAGCCAAAUUGUUUGUUUUUCAUUAUAAUAUGUUUAGAGGCGAGCCGGUCCCGAGCUUGCAUUGAUAUGAAGAAUCUUUCCUUCUAUACAAGUCAAUGCAUCGCGGGAGCACUAUGUUUUGUUACUUAGUUUUAAAGUGCGAUCAUGUCUGGUAAUUUUAUAUUCAGCGUCCUUUGUUUCCGCAUUUUGCUGAGCAUUUACUGUAUCUAUAACUUCGCUUCGAUUCCACAUUACUUAUAUAACAUAUAGCAGCAAUAGAAUAUUCUCUGUAGGUACGGGGUACCUAACUGUAACGAUAAAUUCCAUAAAUGUAUUUAUUAAAUGUGAAAUGCGUAUCGUAUGUGUUACUAGGUACUUAGUAACAACAUAUUUUUCGAUGUUAUUCACUGUAAAUUAAUUAUUAUAAUAAUGUUAUUAGUAAUUUUGCUCAGUUUAUGUGACUGCAUUUUAUUUUUUUGUUUGCAAUUCUCUAAAGAUAUUACUGAAAACCAAUUUUGUAUUAUUUAUUCAAUAAAUGUUAAUAAAAUCAUA